Tetrahymena thermophila SB210 is the source of this 1200-nucleotide messenger RNA. RefSeq names its product triose-phosphate transporter family protein. The transcript has a single exon. Gene Ontology annotation, biological process: transmembrane transport. The record is from RefSeq and is a predicted model, not a curated record. Lineage: Eukaryota; Ciliophora; Oligohymenophorea; Hymenostomatida; Tetrahymenidae. Gene Ontology annotation, cellular component: membrane; intracellular membrane-bounded organelle.
AUGACUCCUCUCUAAAUUAAGCUUUUGCUGGUCGCUUAGAUUUUGUGCGGUCUUUCUUCUGGUCUCCUUUAUAAGUAAUAACAAAGAAGUGUUGUUAAUGGUGUUGAAUUUAAUCACCCUUUUAUGUAAACUUAUCUCAUGUUUAUCGGAGAAGCCUUGUGUUUUGCUUUAUUCUUAGUUUAUAAAAAAAUGUAUCCAUAAUAAUACAAGAAAGAGUGCGAAGAUGCUGUACAAGAAGGUCUUAAAUUAAAUCCAAGUAAAUUCUUAUUUGCUAUUCCAACCCUUUGUGAUUUCACUACAACUACUGUUGGUUUCUUUGCUAUGUAUAUGAUGCCUCUUUCUAUUAACUAUAUGAUUAAUGGUGGUAAUCUUAUAGUCAUCUCAGUUUUUUCCGUUAUCUUCUUGAAGAAAGUUUUAUAUCGUCAUCACUACAUGGGACUCUUCUUAAACAUAGUAGGUUUGAUUAUUAUCGGUGUAAGUGCUAUGUAAAAUUCUAGUGAUGGAGAUAACAGUGCUCUCUUGCUUGGUAUCAUACUUUAAUGUUGCACAUUCUUUACAAGUUCUACCUAGAGCGUAGUAGAAGAAAAGUUUUUCAGAAAUUAUCAUCUCAAUCCUUUCGAGUUUGUAGGAUACGAAGGUUUCUGGGGUUUGAUUAUCACUAUGGCUGGACUUAACAUUUUUACUCACAUCGAUUGUCCCAGUAUUAUUUCAGACUGCCCUGAUGGUAAAAUGGAAUCAGUUCCUGGCUUCUUUGAUUAAGUUUUUACUAUUGAAGGUGAAUACUAACCUACCCUUUUAAUUGUAGUUAUAUUAACGAUAUUUGCUAUUUUCUUCUUAAACGGUAUUGCUUUAUCUAUCACUAAAUAUUUGAGCGCACUUACUAGAAGCGUUGUAGCAUCUGUAGUUCCUUUUGCUGUCUGGAUGGCAACACUUGCUCUUGGUUGGGAAGAAUUCAAUUACAUACAACUGAUUGGUUAUAUCAUUAUCACAAUUGGUUCACUUAUUUAUAAUGAAAUAAUAAAUAUUCCCGUUUUCAAUAUGAAUUACUAUACCAAAGAAAAAAUUGCUCAAAGAGAAAAAAUGUAUUAAGAAAAACCUGCUAUCACAAUAGAUUUACCUAAUUGUGAAGAAGAUGCAAAAAUUAAUGAUCCAUAGUUAAACAAUGUGGUCAGUGCAGAAACCCAAUAAGCUGCUUCUUGA